UAAAAGCCGGCCUAGGGCAUUGCCAACCGAGUCAGUCCCGCCGUGGAAUCAGUCGAGCACGGACUCAAAGGGAUCGGUAUACAGUUCGCUAAGAUGCGUGCCACAGUGUUUCUUUUACUAAGCAUUUUGGCCUUGACUUACUGGGAGAAGACCACGGCUCAUGUGGUGCCCUUGCCAGUGAUUUCAUCUGGGACCCUUUUACUAUCUCCUCCUGGACCUGUUGUCUUGCUGGUGCAACCACCUCCACCGCCACCACCAGAGGAUGAUGGCUUAUACAAGCCGCCUGCAAGCGGUGAAGAUGGCUUGUGGAAACCACAACCUGGACUGGAGGGAGAGUACACCGAGCCUCAGUUGAGCCAGGAUGGCAGUGGCAGUGUCAGUAGCGAUGGAAGUGGUUCUGAAGCUGCGCUGAGCUCCGACGCCGCAGGAUCUGUGGAUGCCCAACCUGCACCAGCUGCUCCGGCUGCUCCAGCAGCUCCGGCAGAACCUGGAGUUGCUGGAGGAGCAGGCGAGGCCGGAAAGGCGGGACAGGCUGGAGGUGUCCUCGGCGGAGCGGGAGGAGCAGGCGGAGCUGGAGGUGGUGGCAGUGCCGGCGGCGGAGGCGGUGGCGGAGGUGGUGGCGGCGGAGGAACACUCACUUCAGGUCAGAGUGGCGAUAGUGGCCAACCUGGAGCACCGAGUCCGGCGGGACCUCAACCCGAUGGUGAGGAUGGAGCCGAUGGAGCUGAUGGACCCGACGGUCCGGAUGGUUCGAAGGGCGGAAAGGGUGGAAAGGGCGGCAAGGGAGCACGUAAUGGAGCGGGAGGUGGAGGAGGCGCUGGAGGAGCUGCUCCCCAACCGCCACCAGCUGCGAUUUCCAACCCAGCCGUAUUGGUUCCCGCUCCCGUGUGGCAAGUUCAAGAAACCAGUUGAAUAUGAUUCGCUUUGUGUAGAUGUCCACCGUUUUGCCAAUUACCCCUUCCCCAUUUUGUUAGCCCUCUAAGUAAGUUUUAAAACUAGUCAAUGUUUUUGGAGCUCACUUUUACCCUAAGCUAAAGCAAGCGAAUAUUAAAAUUCGAUUACCCUAUA
Messenger RNA from Drosophila ficusphila, 1068 nucleotides. RefSeq lists its product as uncharacterized. NCBI's taxonomy places the organism in Eukaryota, Metazoa, Arthropoda, Insecta, Diptera, Drosophilidae. The record is from RefSeq and is a predicted model, not a curated record. The transcript is spliced from 3 exons. The coding region runs from base 94 to 912 and encodes 272 amino acids.